Aspergillus welwitschiae is the source of this 792-nucleotide messenger RNA. RefSeq lists its product as uncharacterized. Bases 1 to 792 code for a protein of 263 amino acids. The record is from RefSeq and is a predicted model, not a curated record. Lineage: Eukaryota; Fungi; Ascomycota; Eurotiomycetes; Eurotiales; Aspergillaceae. The transcript has 5 exons.
AUGGCGUGGCUUUGCUCCAUUUUCGCCCUCCAAACCUCCCGGAGAGGGCAAGAAAAUCCUUUAGCUUCUUUACACAAGCUCGCCAACAGGAUGCCUUGUUCGGGAAGAAAGCGAAAAUGGAUGACUCUUAUUUGUUUGCUUCAACCCGUCCCUCCACGCAGCGCCGCGCCCCCCCCUCUCUCCUCUGGUCUUCUCUUCCCUCCCAUCCGGCUGCAGGGACAGGCCAGCCUCGUCCUGUCGGAUGCUUCGUUUCCCAUCCCACUCACCGAUCUGCAUGUCACGUUGGACCACAUGCUGACUGGUUCAGCGAAGAAGGGGCUAAUUCUGAAGCGCAAAAAAGCAGGGUUUGAUGAUACGGAGGGCGGUAAUGGGCCGUGGAGUCUUUUCCCGCCCGGUUCCUACAAGAAAUGCCCUAGUCCUGCGACUAGUCGCCUAGUCUUGCUAGUCUACGGACCUGACGGAGGAGGCUGCGACGAAGAGAGUCCACCCGUGCUGGCUCUGGGCUUCAGUUCAGGGCUUCCCUCCUUUUUUCUCUUUUCCCACCCCUCUUGCCAUUUUUUCUCUGUCGAUUUUUGUAUUUCCCCUGCUUGCUUUUUCCUUUUCGGUUGUGACCUUGUUGGUCUCCCUUGCAGAAGACUGACUCCACUGCUACACACACUAACGGAGUCGUACAUCCCCACUUCGGGCUUCCGGCGACCUUCUAGAAAGAGCUCGGAAGGGCAAUGGAAGGCUUCUAAAGCGUCUUUUUCCCCUCUCCUCUCCCCUUCCACCCCCCAUCGGCUUUGUUCAUAA